Messenger RNA from Scomber japonicus (chub mackerel), 820 nucleotides. It is a transcript of the gene commd8, whose product is annotated as COMM domain containing 8. NCBI's taxonomy places the organism in Eukaryota, Metazoa, Chordata, Actinopteri, Scombriformes, Scombridae. Bases 80 to 610 code for a protein of 176 amino acids. The record is from RefSeq and is a predicted model, not a curated record. The transcript has 6 exons.
UUCCCCAAAGCAAGUGAACGCAGCGCAAACUACCACGUGACUUACAUCAGCUGGUCUGAACGCGGAAUUAAAUGAAAACAUGGUGGUUUUACUGAGCAGCUUACCUACUACACAGAGUCUAACACUGUGUCACAGGGUGGUGGAUGGACUCUGUGGACAGGAGCCUCCUCGUCGGGAGGAUUACAGCGCUACCUGGAGCCUGAAGGAGUGGCAGGAGCUCCUCCACUCUCUGACAGCGUUGUUCCGUCUGGCUGCAGGGAACAACAGCUCUGAUGAGGAGGUGCUGGCCAGCCUAUCAAAUGUGAGCAGCAGCCAUGCUGAGACUGUGCUGACGGUGCUAAAAGCCAGACGGGAGGAGAUCCGGCGCGCUCUGCUGGACAGAACCAACUCCAUCUCCUCCGCUACUCUGCAGGACUUUGACUGGCAGCUUAAGCUGGCCCUGUCCAGUGAUAAGAUCUCAUCUCUUCACACUCCUUUGCUUAGUCUCAGUCUGGAUGUGAGGGAGAACGGAGCCCUCCGGCCCAUCACCAUGGAGAUGAACAGAGAGGAGCUAAACACACUCAUCAGUUCACUAGAGGCUGCUAAUAAGGUGGUGCUGCAGCUGAAAUGAUGGAAUGAUUGUGGAGCACUGAUCUCCUUCAGAUGUAAGACUGCAGGAAGCCUUCAUAUGUGUGGCUGACACACACAAAUGAUUUUUGAUAAUCAAGUCCUGUGAUAAAACGUUCUCUUCUUUUUAAUUCAGUCUAACGUGUGACUGCUUAACAUUUAUAAUGUGUCAUGAACAUGUUGAAGUAAAUGUUUUAUUAAAUCCUAUUUGAUU